This is a messenger RNA of Siniperca chuatsi (mandarin fish), 986 nucleotides long. RefSeq names its product GTPase IMAP family member 9-like. NCBI's taxonomy places the organism in Eukaryota, Metazoa, Chordata, Actinopteri, Centrarchiformes, Sinipercidae. Bases 56 to 847 code for a protein of 263 amino acids. The record is from RefSeq and is a predicted model, not a curated record. The transcript has 3 exons. Gene Ontology annotation, molecular function: GTP binding.
ACAAAACAUCCACAGUGACAAGACAUCACAGAUCAGCUGCUUCUACAAGAAAAAGAUGGAAACACAUGGAUGUGAAGAUCCUUUAGUGCCUAAUAGUCCAGAGUCAGAGGUGAGGAUCGUGCUGCUUGGGAGGAUCGGAGAUGGGAGGAGUUCUUCAGGAAACACCAUCCUGAGCAAGACGACACCAUUCAAGUCAAAAGUCUCUUUAUUUGCUGUCACAGAGAAGUGCCAGAAGAAAACAGAGAGCAUUGGCGGACAAAAUGUGGUUGUCGUUGAUACUCCAGGUAUGUUUAACCCCAAGAAAAAGCAAGAGGAGGUGAUGAAAGAGAUCAAGAAAUCCAUCUCACUUGCUGAACCUGGUCCUCAUGUGUUCCUGAUUGUGCUGAAUGUGGAAGAUACAUUCACAGAGGAACUACAGAAUAUGGUGGAACUCAUUCGCAGUACUUUUGGCAAAAACACAAUGGCUUUCACUCUGGUCUUAUUCACCCAUGGAGACACACUGCAGAAAACGAUAGAAAAUGUUAUUCAUUCAGAUCCAAAUCUGCUGGACCUAAUCAUACAGUGCCAGUGGAAUUACCAUGUUUUUAACAACAAAGAGGAGAGUCGUGUUGAAGUCAGUGAUCAAGUCUUUAACAACAAAGAUGAGAGUUGUGUUGAAGUCAGUGAUCAAGUCAAGUCACUACUGCAGAAGAUCAACAGCAUGAUUCAGACAAGAGGAGGAGGCUACUACACAAAAGAUUUGCUUGAAGGGGCUGAAAAAGCCGUAAAAGAACAACAGGAACAACAACAGCAGCUUCAGCGAGGAGAUCUUCAUCAUGGCAGCAGACCGUGGCUCCUCCGCCUGUAGCUCUGUGUGGUGGGGGUGUACCUGGGUCCCGGUUCGGACCAUGACGGUGCACGUGUGAUUGUGGUGGUGGCAGUUGGGUGGUUUCGAUGUGUUGACAUGUUUUAAAAGUGUUUUACUAUUAAAACUCUUUUUAAACGAC